CACCACCGGAUUUUGGGGCCCCGACUCGGCCGCGCGUUCGUGUCGGUUGCCGCCGCCGCCGUCGUUUGCCCACCAGUGUUCACGUCGUAUCGAGCCGCUUAUACCGCGGCGCAGCACAGAUACACCGCAUACACCUAACACACACGCGGGCGCGAUAAUAAACGUUCUUUUAUAAUAACAGGUAUACAUGUUAUGAUAAUAUUAAUUUAUCGUUACGAAAUACGAAAAUCGUAAAAUAAUUUAAUAUUUCAUUACAAUAUAUCAUAUUGUACAUUUUUGUAUUCUCGCACGAGCUUGUAUAUAUUUUAACGUACCGUCUCUUGAAUACCCCGCCACUAGUCGACUACUCGACUCGUGUCCACCAGCACACAUUCAGACGGGGCCACACGGCGUUUUACUAGACGGUGACCAAUAUUAACUUGUUUUCCCGCACGGCAUCUGCCUCCGUACUGCGGUAACAACGACGGUCAAAAUAUUAUGUGAACUUGGCGCGCAACUGCAUCAGAGGAGACAAAUAGACAGACCAGGAGGAACCGUCCAAUACCGAUUUAAAACGACCGUGGUCGUUACACACAUCACAGCAACAGCCGGAGUCUCAGUCGUACGAAAGUUUUGUCAACGUAACCGUUACGCAGACGAUAUAUCAUAACAUGGACACAGCUACGUUUUUCGUCGAAGGCACUGCCAAUCAAUUCGAGCACGUACUCUCGCUGUACCCGCAAGCGUUGCGCAUCAAAGCCGAGGCCAAGACGAAAAAGCCCGAAGACCUCAUCAAGCUGGACAAUUGGUAUCAGAAUGAAUUACCUGGAAAAAUCAAAUCCAGGGGUAAAGAUGCACAUUUAAAUCACGAAGAAAUUUGCCAAAUCAUGAAAUGGAAACAGACUAGAGGAAAAACAUUCCCUCAAUUGAAUUACUUAAUUAAAGUGAAUACACCACGUGCUGUUAUGGCCGAGACGAAGAAAGCUUUCAAAAAAUUACCCAAUUUAGGACUUGCUCUUACAGCAUUAAGUAAUUUGAAAGGUGUUGGAACCACAAUGGCCUCUGCUUUGUUAGCAGCUGCUGCUCCAGAUAAAGCUCCUUUUAUGGCUGACGAAUGUCUAAAAGCAAUUCCAGCUAUUGAAGGAAUUGAUUAUACUGCUAAAGAAUAUUUGAAUUUUGUUGCCCAUAUUCAGAACACAGUGGAAAGACUUAAUAGUGAAUGUAAUGAAAAUACAUGGAAUCCACAUUCAGUAGAAUUAGCAUUGUGGACACAUUAUGUGGCAAAUGAAUUCAAACCUGAACUUUUAAAUAGUGUUCCAGAAGCAAUUAAGAAGCCAAUUAUUAGUGAACAAACAAAUGCCGAUGCUCAUGUUAAUGGCAAUGUUAAUCAAACAAAGUUGGAUGAACCAACAUCUGAUGAUAGCAAUCCUGAGCCAUUACCACCGUCCAAUGGUCACCAAUUAACAAUUGAAGAUGACUCUCGUGACAAGUCUGAAGAUGAUGUCACCAAUGACUCUAUAACGACAUCAGAAUCAGCUCAAACACCACUUGCUGAAGCUUUAACCGAAGACUCAUCUAGUCUCCCUGCCCCCGACGAACCUCCUGUAAAAAAAUUCAAAAAUGAUGGCCAGACUGUGGCUGCAGAAGCCAAUGGCAACUAAAUUGGUUAAAUGGUUUUAAUUAAGCUAUAUGGACCACCAUAAGUUUAUAAUUUUAGUGACAAGUUAACAUUGGAGAAAAUAUUG
Molecule: messenger RNA, 1724 nt
Organism: Diuraphis noxia (Russian wheat aphid)
Lineage: Eukaryota; Metazoa; Arthropoda; Insecta; Hemiptera; Aphididae
Gene: Amun
Product: protein amun
Source: RefSeq, a predicted model, not a curated record